AUGGCCAACGGCCUAACCGGAAUUGAUCUAGUUCGCUGCUGGGUCACCUGGAGAGUCUUGCAACUGAGCAUCCGGCCCGGUUUAAUGUGCGAAUACACCGGCGAGUUAACAGAUCCUCAGUGCCACUGCAACAUUGAAAUGACUGAGGAAGACAUCAACAACAUGACCAAGACUCUGUUGAACAAGAGCUUGGAAGAGUGCAGCCAAUUUGGACUGAGCCCUUUCUGUACGCUGAAUGAGCCGCCAGCUGCCGACUCAGCUUUCUGGGCCAAGAAAUUACCAGAGAAACCAAAGAAAACUCGGACAAAGAAGAAGGCCUCCAAAAAGCCUGCUAAGAAGAUGUCCAAGACUGUCGAGUUAUUCGAUUUGGAUGACAAAGACGAUGAUGAUGAGUCGGAGGAUGAAGCAGAAGCCAGCCAUGCAGAUGACGCAGAGGGAACAUCUCACUCUUCUUCUGGCGACUCAACAGGGACUCAUGUCCCGGCCUUCAAACCGGUGCUAGGGACCAUGGCAAAACCCAGCAAGAAGGCGAAGGUGACCAAAACUCCUGAGAACCCUUCUGAGUCGGAGCAUCAGACAGAAAAAACCUCUCAAGCUCCUGAAGCCACAGUUGAUGAACCGCCACCAGUUGAUCAAAACGUUGACAUUGACCAGAUGAAUGUUGAUCCGGCCAUCACCGAUCCGCCAAGCCCUAUCAAAAUGGCAAGUCCUAUUAAAUCGGCGGAAGAAAAUGACGAUGAUGUUAACAUCACUGGGCAUGGCUAUACAGAGCCAGGCAAACCCACUGUCCUAUCCAAACACAGUGCUAAGGAAGAAAUUCCUAUUGCUGAGAAGGGCAAGUGGUCAGCCAAUCUGAACAGUUAUGCCAGUUUCAGUGCCCAAGAGAUUCACUGGGCCGACCUUAGUAGCAAAGAAUCCCAAGUCGCCGACCUUCAAGAAAACAUCAAGUCUCAGCAAGCAGAAACCUCCAAGGCCAAAGAUGAGCUGACGCUGCUUUAG
Messenger RNA from Aegilops tauschii subsp. strangulata, 999 nucleotides. The record is from RefSeq and is a predicted model, not a curated record. Lineage: Eukaryota; Viridiplantae; Streptophyta; Magnoliopsida; Poales; Poaceae.